AUGGCGUCCUUCGCCAACCCCACACAGAUCUUUGCGGACGAUGUCAUCGAGGAGAAAGGCGAGAACGCUCGUCUCUCUGCCUUCGUCGGUGCCAUCGCCGUCGGUGACUUGGUGAAGAGUACUCUGGGUCCCAAGGGAAUGGACAAGAUCCUUCAGUCAGCCUCGACCGGAGAAAUUCUCGUUACCAACGACGGCGCCACGAUCCUCAAAGCCAUUGCUCUCGAUAACGCUGCCGCCAAGGUGCUGGUCAACAUCUCGAAAGUUCAGGACGAUGAAGUCGGUGACGGCACGACGUCCGUCACCGUGCUGGCGGCCGAGCUGCUCCGUGAGGCGGAGAAGUUGGUGAGCCGCAAGAUCCAUCCCCAGACCAUCAUCGAAGGUUUCCGUAUAGCCAGCCGAGCCGCUCUGGAGUCCCUGGAGAAGGUCGCCGUCGACCGCAGCGCCGACAUGGAGUCGUUCCGUAAAGAUCUCCACUCCAUCGCCCGAACGACCCUGAGCUCCAAGGUCCUGGCCCAGGACCGCGACCACUUCGCCACUCUUGCCUGCGAUGCCGUCCUUCGUCUCUGCGGCUCUACCGACCUCAGUCACAUCCAGAUCAUCAAGAAGGCCGGCGGCAAGCUCAACGAUUCCUACCUGGACGAAGGGUUUAUUCUCGACAAGAAGAUCGGUGUCAACCAGCCCAAGCGUCUCGAAAAUGCGAAGAUUCUGGUCGCCAACACUGCCAUGGACACGGAUAAGGUGAAGAUCUUCGGUGCGCGGGUAAAGGUCGACUCAACGGGCAAGCUGGCCGAGCUGGAGAAGGCCGAGCGUGAGAAGAUGAAGGCCAAGGUUGAGCGGAUCAAGUCUCACGGCAUCAACUGCUUCGUGAACCGUCAGUUGAUCUACAACUGGCCCGAGCAGCUGUUCACGGAAGCCGGCAUCAUGUCCAUCGAACACGCCGACUUCGACGGCGUCGAGCGACUUGCCCUGGUGACCGGCGGUGAGAUCGCCUCGACGUUCGACCACCCCGACCAGGUGAAACUGGGCCAGUGCGAUGUCAUCGAGGAGGUUAUUAUCGGCGAGGACACCCUGAUCAAAUUCUCCGGCGUGGCUGCCGGCCAGGCCUGCACUAUCGUCCUGCGCGGUGCCACCGAGCAGCUUCUCGACGAGGCCGAGCGCUCUCUGCACGACGCCCUGGCCGUGCUCUCUCAGACCGUCAAGGACCCUCGCGUGACGCUGGGUGGUGGCUGCGCUGAGAUGGUCAUGUCCAAGGCCGUGGAGCAGGCGGCGCAGAACACCACGGGCAAGAAGCAGCUGGCUGUCGACUCGUUCUCGCACGCUCUUAAGCAGCUGCCCACCAUCCUGGCGGACAACGCCGGUCUGGACUCCAGCGACCUGGUGACGCGACUCCGACAGGCGAUCAACAACGGCAUGACCAGCUCCGGAUUGGAUCUACUGUCGCCGGGAGGCGGCAUUGCCGACAUGCGUGAGUUGGGCGUCGUCGAGAGCUACAAGCUGAAGAAGGCGGUUGUGUCCUCGGCAUCGGAAGCCGCAGAGCUGCUUCUGAGAGUGGACAACAUCAUCCGGGCUGCUCCUCGCCGACGUGAGCGGAUGUAA
Aspergillus affinis is the source of this 1596-nucleotide messenger RNA. Its product is annotated as chaperonin-containing T-complex subunit CCT2. Gene Ontology annotation, molecular function: ATP hydrolysis activity; ATP binding; ATP-dependent protein folding chaperone. The record is from RefSeq and is a predicted model, not a curated record. Gene Ontology annotation, biological process: protein folding. Gene Ontology annotation, cellular component: cytosol; chaperonin-containing T-complex. Lineage: Eukaryota; Fungi; Ascomycota; Eurotiomycetes; Eurotiales; Aspergillaceae. Bases 1 to 1596 code for a protein of 531 amino acids. The transcript is spliced from 4 exons.